Molecule: messenger RNA, 649 nt
Organism: Macrosteles quadrilineatus (aster leafhopper)
Lineage: Eukaryota; Metazoa; Arthropoda; Insecta; Hemiptera; Cicadellidae
Product: thyroid transcription factor 1-associated protein 26-like
Exons: 3
Coding region: 209-631 (140 amino acids)
Cellular component (GO): nucleus
Source: RefSeq, a predicted model, not a curated record
ACUUAAACAUAAACAUAUAUUAGGGGUGUAGUGUUGUACAAUAAUAAAUAAAAAUAAUACAGUUUAGUUCUGUUUUGCUAUAUACAUCCUAAUCUGCUAAUUUUUCUUGUUAUUUUUGAUAUGCGGUAACUGUUGUUAAGUUUUUUACUUGCUUUUCAUAUUAUUUAUUCUGAAUUUUACAUACGGUAGGUACCCAUUAUCUUAUUCAAUGGAUAGAAAGUCUACAGCAAGAGAUAUUAAGGGACUUAACCCGAAAUUUGCCUUUACAAAGGACAAUGAUAAACAUCAGAACAAAAAUAAGAAUUUUAAGAAAAAAGACUUCAAGCCAAGAAAUACAGCUCAACCACUAAAAAACAAGUUUGGAGGAACUUCUUUUAACCCAAAGCAUGAUAAAAAACAUAAAGGAGCUCUUGCCCAGGCUCUGGAAGAAUACAAAUCUAAAAAGCAAGAAGAACAUAGACAAAGAGAAGAAAAUAAACACAAAAAAGAAGAAAUGAACAAAGCACUGCAACGUUAUAAGGAAAAGAAAGCACAAAAGUUAAAACGACUUAAUAAAAAAACAAAGAAGGGACAACCUAUAAUGAAGUACUGGAUUGAAGACAUGUUGCAAAAAAUCCAAAGCACAUCAUGAAUAAAUAUUUUACGUAAA